AUGUUGUGUUAUCGCUCAUCUCCAGCAGAUGGAGAGGUUUCAUCUUCCACAUCGACUGAUCAGCACGCGCGUAUGACGACGAUCUCUCCAAGUGUAAAUCGUAGCCACGCGCCGCUUAGUUCGGAGCUGAGGAGGAUCGACGGAACCCGGCGGUGGCAGCCGUCUCUUUCUGCCAUUUCGGAAGAUGCAUCUACCGUCUCCGCCGGAGAGAGGGAACGUCGAAUGACUAAUGCCUCGCUAGAAAAAUCUGUAGACAUCAAAACGGCGUCGUUCGCCCGCAGAGAAACGACUCUGAAGAAAGCAUGGAGAAACACAAUAACAUAUCGUCCGGCAUCGCCAGGAUUUGUUUCUUCUCCGUUCAUGUAAUGAAGUUCAUAUUAGUGUUGUAUUUAUUUAACUUUAAGAGAUAACUUUAAGUCUUUAAAUAUCGUCAAAUUAACCUUUUCCAUUG
Thlaspi arvense is the source of this 451-nucleotide messenger RNA. Lineage: Eukaryota; Viridiplantae; Streptophyta; Magnoliopsida; Brassicales; Brassicaceae. The record is from the annotation of a GenBank genome assembly.